Messenger RNA from Globicephala melas (long-finned pilot whale), 474 nucleotides. RefSeq names its product ubiquitin-ribosomal protein eS31 fusion protein-like. Gene Ontology annotation, cellular component: ribosome; cytoplasm; nucleus. NCBI's taxonomy places the organism in Eukaryota, Metazoa, Chordata, Mammalia, Artiodactyla, Delphinidae. Gene Ontology annotation, molecular function: RNA binding; protein tag activity; structural constituent of ribosome. The record is from RefSeq and is a predicted model, not a curated record. Gene Ontology annotation, biological process: translation; modification-dependent protein catabolic process; protein ubiquitination.
AUGCAGAUUUUCAGGAAGACCCUGACAGGGAAGACCAUCACUCUCAAGGUUGAACCUUCAGAUACAAUAGAAAAUGUAAAGGCCAAGAUCCAAGAUAAAGAAGGAAUCCCUCCUGACCAGCAAAGACUGAUCUUUGCUGGCAAGCAACUGGAGGAUGGCCAUACUUUGUCUGACUACAACAUUCAAAAGGAGUCCAAAGUCCAUUCUUCAUCUGUGUGGAGACUUCGUGGUGGUGCUAAGAAAAGGAAGAAGUCUUACACCGCUCCCAAGAAGAACAAGCAUAAGAGAAAGAAGGCUAAGCUGGCUGUCCUGAAAUACUGUAAGGUGGAUGAAAAUGGCAAAAUCAGUCGCCUGCGUCAGGAGUGCCCUUCAGAUGAAUGCGGUGCUGGAGUUUCCACGGCCAGCCACUUUGACAGACACUAUUGUGGCAAAUGUUGUCUGAUCUAUUGUUUCAAGAAACCAAAAUAUAAGUAA